Messenger RNA from Hypanus sabinus (Atlantic stingray), 1693 nucleotides. RefSeq lists its product as uncharacterized. Gene Ontology annotation, molecular function: signaling receptor activity. Lineage: Eukaryota; Metazoa; Chordata; Chondrichthyes; Myliobatiformes; Dasyatidae. Gene Ontology annotation, cellular component: plasma membrane. Bases 301 to 1086 code for a protein of 261 amino acids. Gene Ontology annotation, biological process: immune response-regulating cell surface receptor signaling pathway. The transcript has 7 exons. The record is from RefSeq and is a predicted model, not a curated record.
ACUCAGCAGUCCCACUAGCUCCGUCGUAAUCAGUGUGGAGAGAGUCCCAGGCCACCGCCUUAAUGGAUGAAUGAUGAUUUACUGGAGAAAGAUGUGUUCUGUAAAGACUCUCAAGCAGUUCCUUUUCAUUGCUCUGCUCCCCUUCGCCAUGCAGUUGCAAGUCAGGGUUGUUAGCUUUGAGCUGAAGCCCGGAACCUGGAGGUCUGGUAGGCAGAUGGAUGAAGGAGAAUUGGACUGACAUGGCAGAGGGGAAGGAUCAGAUGAAAAGCGAAUGAAAGCGAUGGUUGUGAUUUUUCUGUGAUGUAUCGUAAAGCUACGUUCAAUUACUCCAUUGGGGACGCUAUGACUUUGAACUGUACAGUGCAGUUCUGUGAAAAAAAGCCACUAUUCGCAGAUUGGUGCAAGCGGCGUGGAAACAGUUGCGAACCAUUGUCAAACGAAAACGAGACAUACAAUAACAAGAUGUUUAUAGUUUACACAGUCCCUUCCAUUAACCUGACUGACAGCGGCAAAUAUCAAUGUCAAGCCAAACGAAAUAAUGAGAUGGUAAAAGGACACAUCAUCACAGUGAAUGUACAUGGUGUGAAAGUGACUACUCAUGAGCCCAGCACCACUGGUGAAUUCAUACCAACAAACUCUACAAUGAUGACUCAAGGUCCUGUCAACUCCAUUUCAGGGGUCUCUUACAUCAUUAUUGCUGUGGGGACUGUGAGCGCUGUCGUAAUCAUUGUAUUGAUCACCUACUUCUGCAUCCGGAACUUCCACGAGCCCCUGGAGACAGCCGAGCCUAGUGCCAACAGCCAACGGACCCAGUACCAUAAUAUGACUGAAAUUAAUGAGAAACCUACAAUUUAUGAAAAUAUGAAUGAAUUUUCUGAAGGUGUCAGCUCUUCAAGUCACAAUCCUUUGACUGUUAAUGAGUCCUUUCCACGUCAAAGUCAGAAGAGAGAAAAGCCCUCUUGCACAGAUCAGCAAGAUACCAUCAUCUAUGCCUCACUGAGUGAAUCUGUGCUAAGCAGAAAAUCAUCUCUGAAGUUCACUAACAAUGAAGACACAGAAUAUGCUGCCAUUAAUAUUAAACAUUAGGUGGAAUGGGUUUGAGAGACACCCCAGGAGAAAGGACAACUUCCAGAUAAUGGUUCCACUGCUUGCUGGGCAGUUUGGUACUAAAACGUGCAAUAGACAAGGGCUGCUCCUGCUGAUACUAACACGGAGCACAUUGAGACGUUUCACGACAGUAGCUGAGAUCUACUCACAUGCCAGAGACUAACUUACAGGAGGCAGGAUACUGCUCUCAUGGAAACAGUCCCUCUUGGCCAAAGCUGAUCACAUCUUCUAUGUAUUUUUUUGUUUUAACUAAGUCGGGCAAUGGGUUUACCAGGACUUCUGAACGUACAAUUUUGAUGAUUUGCAUCUUGUGAGAAAUUGCUACAAGUGGAAAACUUUAAGCUCCCCUUUUUUUUUCAAAGUGGACUUGCAGAAUGUUUAUUUAAAUAAUGCAUUUAAAAUCAAAUAUUUUAAUUAAUUAUAUAAAAUGGAUAAAUUUUUAGCCAACUUAUUCUGCGUUAAAUAAUAAAUUCUUGAUUCUCAAAGUAGCUUGCAUAGAGAGAGAGAGGAGGUGGACUGUCCCAUUGUUUCCAUUCCAUUCCUGACACAGAUCUCUCACUUACUCCACAUCACCAUUAACUUGAUC